Molecule: messenger RNA, 2541 nt
Organism: Coprinopsis cinerea okayama7#130
Lineage: Eukaryota; Fungi; Basidiomycota; Agaricomycetes; Agaricales; Psathyrellaceae
Product: gamma-adaptin
Exons: 14
Coding region: 1-2541 (846 amino acids)
Biological process (GO): receptor-mediated endocytosis; Golgi to vacuole transport; intracellular protein transport
Cellular component (GO): Golgi apparatus; AP-1 adaptor complex; membrane coat
Molecular function (GO): clathrin-cargo adaptor activity
Source: RefSeq, a predicted model, not a curated record
AUGGUCUACCACAAUCUCAAAGCGCUCAUCAAGGGAAUCAGGGGAUGCAAGACCGUGGCAGAUGAGCGGGCUCUCAUCCAGCAAGAAUCUGCAGCUAUCCGGGCUUCUUUCCGUGAAGAAGACUCGUACCAAAGACACAACAAUGUCGCGAAACUCCUCUAUAUCCACAUGCUUGGUUCGCCAGCGCAUUUCGGACAGAUAGAAUGCCUCAAAUUGGUCGCGAGUCCCAGGUUCUCAGACAAGAGGUUAGGGUAUCUCGGUAUCAUGUUGCUGUUGGACGAGAACCAGGAGGUCUUGACGUUGGUCACCAACUCUUUGAAAAACGAUAUGAACCAUUCCAAUAUGUAUGCAGUUGGAUUGGCCCUUUGCACCUUCGCAAAUAUCGCAUCUGAAGAGAUGUCUCGAGAUUUAGCCAACGAAAUCGAAAAGCUGUUGGGAUCGAGCAAUACAUACAUCAGGAAAAAGUCUGCGCUUUGUGCACUGAGAGUCGUCAAGAAAGUGCCAGACAUUGCCGACCACUUUAUCAGCAAAGCCAAGAGCCUCUUGACCGAUCGAAAUCAUGGCGUCCUCCUUACAGCAAUCACUCUUGUCACGGAGCUGUGUGCUAUCGACGAAAACAAUCUCAACGAAUUCAGAAGCGCCGUUCCCCUUCUCGUCCGCAACCUUAAAUCUCUGGUUACGACUGGAUACAGUCCAGAGCACGAUGUGUCUGGGAUAACAGAUCCGUUCUUGCAAGUGAAGAUCCUAAGAUUACUGCGUAUCCUUGGAAAGGGUGACGCGCAGGCAAGCGAGACCAUGAACGACAUUUUGGCACAGGUGGCCACGAAUACAGACGGUUCGAAAAACGUCGGCAACUCGAUCCUUUACGAAACUGUCUUGACCGUCCUCGAUAUUGAAGCGGAUACUGGUUUGCGAGUUAUGGCUAUCAACAUCUUGGGUAAAUUCUUGACCAACAGGGAUAACAACAUUCGUUAUGUCGCAUUGAACACGCUGAACAAGGUCGUGACAAUGGAUACGAACGCCGUACAACGACAUUGCAACACGAUCCUCGACUGUCUCCGGGAUGGCGAUAUCUCGAUCCGUCGGCGUGCCCUGGAACUGUCAUAUGCCCUCAUCAACGAGACCAAUGUUCGUAUUUUAGUCCGGGAGCUCCUUGUCUUCCUCGAAGUUGCAGACGACGAGUUCAAGUACGGAAUGACGACCCAAAUAUCCCUUGCCGCAGAGCGAUUUGCUCCCAACAAACGGUGGCAUAUCGAUACCGUGCUUCGAACUUUGAAACUGGCUGGAAAUUUCGUUCGAGAGGAAAUUCUGUCUGCAUUCAUCCGCUUAGUUGCACACACUCCAGAGCUCCAGGCCUACACUGCCUCGAAGUUGUACCUUGCUCUGAAAGCUGAUAUCUCUCAAGAGUCCCUUACCCUUGCAGCGACUUGGAUCCUUGGAGAAUACAGUGACAUCCUUCUUGAAGGUGGUGUCAUCGUUGAUGAACAGACGACGCAGCCUGUCAAGGACUCAGAACUUAUCGAUCUCCUUAUCUCCUGCCUGGAUUCGCCUUACUCCAACUACCUCAUCCGUCAAUUCGUUCUGGCCGCAUUGACGAAGAUCUCUGCUCGCGCCACGACCUCUCGACCCGAACAAGACCGUGUCGCAGAACUCCUCGCCAAAUAUACCACCAGCCCUGAACUGGAGCUGCAACAGCGAGCUGUAGAAUUUGCUAGUUUGUUCACUUUGGGAGAGAUGCGAAGCGGAGUCCUGGAACAGAUGCCUGCUCCCGAGUUGAAAGCUACUGUCAUGGGCGUGGUCAGCGAGAAGAAACCUGUGGGAUCAACGAAGGCUACCGAGGGCGACCUUUUGGGCGACGACAUCGCCGCCACACCCACAAUCGCCAACGGGCAAACAGGCGCUUCAGCCCAAUCCAACCAAGACCUCCUUGCUGAAAUCUUCGGUUCAUCAUCUACUCCAGCCGCGCCAUCGACAAGCACCUCGCCGCCUCCCCCCCAGAAACAGGGCAUCCAAGACAUCCUUGGUCUCUUUGACUCAACGCCGUCGACCGGUCCACCUGCCACCCCCUCCGUACCGCCCUCUUUCCCUCCAACUCCUGCGACUGCGACUGCCGCUCCUCCAUCAUCUGCCUUUAACCUCGUCAGCGCUCAAGCACCCGCUACUCCUUCUGCGCCCAAGCUAACAGCAUAUACCGCGUACGAAAAGAACGGCUUGAAGAUUACGCUGACGCCUCAGACUUCGCCUACGAAGCCUGGCAUUGUGAUGAUCCUCGCGCGGUUCCAGGUAACUGGUGGAUCUGCAGCUACCGGUAUCACUUUCCAGGCUGCUGUUCCAAAGUCCCAACAACUGCAGAUGUUGCCCAUGUCGAACUCGACGGUAAACCCUGGCGCAACGGAGACUCAACAAAUGCGUGUAGCCGCACCUGUGGGGAGCGCCGUGCGACUGCGUCUACGAAUCGGAUACACUGUCGACGGAACACCCUACCAAGAACAGGUCGAUUUCUCCGGGUUCCCGGCCGGUUUGACAUCAGGAUCUUCGUAA